This is a messenger RNA of Bombus pascuorum, 7143 nucleotides long. It is a transcript of the gene Usp, whose product is annotated as retinoic acid receptor RXR-alpha-B. NCBI's taxonomy places the organism in Eukaryota, Metazoa, Arthropoda, Insecta, Hymenoptera, Apidae. The transcript is spliced from 7 exons. Gene Ontology annotation, cellular component: activator ecdysone receptor complex; nucleus. The record is from RefSeq and is a predicted model, not a curated record. The coding region runs from base 680 to 1963 and encodes 427 amino acids. Gene Ontology annotation, biological process: anatomical structure development; positive regulation of transcription by RNA polymerase II; cell differentiation. Gene Ontology annotation, molecular function: nuclear steroid receptor activity; zinc ion binding; nuclear receptor activity.
AGAAAAGUGCAAGUAGAGACGGAACGUUACUUGUCAGACGGGGCUCGCUCGCGCUCCUUCCUUCUUCAGCGUUCUCCCCUUCCCGCCCCUCUACGCGGUCCGCUGCCACCUUUUCGUCCUCCAUCGCCUUCUCCUCGUCCUUCACCUCCUCUCGAUCCUCUAUUGUCCCUCUCUCGCUUCUCCCGUGGCUCUCCCUCCUCCUGCACCCUUCCUCCGUCCUCCCUGCCCCCACCCCGCCGCCCUACCGGCUGCACGCUCACAUGCAACGAGCGAGACCGGCCGGCUGGCACUCAGUUGCCUUUAGCGCCGUGCAUCUCCGAGUCAGUUAGUCAGUCAGUCAGUCAGUCAUUGAGUCAGUUAGUCGGUGAGUCGGGUCGACGAUACACGCGCGACGGAGAACGAUCGAGAGUUGACCGGUUGAGCGCAAAACAGCCAAAGAGAAGUGCAUUGAACGAAACCAAAUCGAUACCAAAAGAGGCGGGGAAGUUAGCUCGAUCUAGGGGAAGACGGAGGAGGGGGUGGUGGCGGCUAGUCGUUUUUUCGUUUUUCGAGAUGAAGCGACCAGGGUAUCGCGCGAGUUUCGCUUGAGAGUAGGAUCCCUCGGGUUCGGUGAAGUAUCGACGAAAAAAGAAAGAAGAUAAAAGUGACGAGUGAAAACAGGAAGAUCAAGACGGCCAAGAUGAUGAAGAAGGAGAAACCGAUGAUGUCGGUGACCGCCAUCAUCCAGGGGACCCAGGCCCGGCAUUGGUCCCGUGGGAACACUUGGUUGAGUCUGGACAACAGCAACAUGUCCAUGUCCUCGGUGGGUCCACAAAGUCCACUGGACAUGAAACCUGACACAGCGAGCCUCAUCAAUCCAGGGAACUUCAGUCCUUCCGGUCCCAAUAGCCCUGGAUCCUUCACCGCUGGUUGUCACAGCAACCUUCUGAGUACGUCGCCGAGUGGACAGAACAAAGCAGCCGCACCCUAUCCGCCGAACCACCCUCUUUCCGGAAGCAAGCAUCUCUGCUCGAUCUGCGGUGACCGUGCCAGUGGCAAGCAUUAUGGUGUCUAUAGCUGCGAGGGUUGCAAGGGCUUCUUCAAGAGGACCGUACGCAAGGACCUGUCGUACGCGUGUCGCGAGGAAAAGUCCUGCAUCAUCGACAAACGACAGAGAAAUCGAUGUCAGUAUUGUAGAUACCAGAAAUGCUUGGCGAUGGGCAUGAAAAGAGAGGCAGUACAGGAAGAGCGUCAACGUACCAAGGAAAGGGAUCAGAGCGAGGUGGAGAGCACCAGUAGCCUGCACUCGGACAUGCCGAUCGAGCGUAUUCUGGAAGCCGAGAAACGAGUCGAGUGCAAAAUGGAACAGCAAGGAAAUUACGAGAAUGCAGUGUCGCACAUUUGCAACGCCACGAACAAACAGCUGUUCCAGCUGGUAGCAUGGGCGAAACACAUCCCGCAUUUUACGUCGUUGCCGCUGGAGGAUCAGGUACUUCUGCUCAGGGCCGGCUGGAACGAGUUGCUGAUAGCAUCCUUUUCCCACCGUUCGAUCGACGUGAAGGACGGUAUCGUGCUGGCGACAGGGAUCACGGUGCACCGAAACUCCGCGCAGCAGGCUGGCGUGGGCACGAUAUUCGACCGGGUACUUUCCGAGCUUGUAUCGAAAAUGCGCGAAAUGAAGAUGGACAGGACGGAGCUUGGUUGCCUGAGAUCUAUAAUACUCUUCAACCCCGAAGUCCGAGGACUAAAAUCCAUCCAGGAAGUGACCCUGCUCCGCGAGAAGAUCUACGCAGCGCUGGAAGGAUAUUGUCGCGUAGCCUGGCCCGACGACGCUGGAAGAUUCGCGAAAUUACUGUUACGUCUGCCGGCCAUCCGAUCCAUCGGAUUAAAGUGUCUGGAGUACCUGUUCUUCUUCAAAAUGAUCGGCGACGUGCCGAUCGACGAUUUCCUCGUGGAGAUGCUAGAAUCGCGAUCGGACCCUUAGGAGCAAAAGGUGUGCCGCGUCUUGGGGCACACCGAUUUAUAAAGGAGAAAAAAAUAACGGAACAUAAAAAAGAACACAUAUAUAUAUAUAAUAUAUAUGUAUGUAUACAUAGAUAUAUAUACAUAGAUAUAUAUCAACAAGAAAAGAAAAACAAAGAAGAGCACUCAAGAUAUAUAUAUAUAUAUAUAUAUGCGUGUGUAAGAAAAGAAAUUCCCGUUGGUAACUCUAAUACGCCUCUCACGGUGGUUAAAAAACGAAAAAAGAAAAAAAAAAAACAAAAAGAAAAAUUGAUACUCUUACAGAAGUCGAGUAAGGUGGAAUUUACUUACGUUUCUCCUUCUUCACCAUUUUAUUUAUAUCUGUUCGAUAGCGCAUUAUAUUUGAUGUUCGAGACGAUCCUUUUCUUCGAUUCGUAUCGAGAGUAUGCCGGAAGUCGAGCAACGGAUAAUACACUCCCGGAGAACAAAGAGACCCAGCGCUUUUUUCAACGAUCGAUUCAAUGAAAUUUCCAAGCUCUCGAAGUCGCUUAUUUAUACCUUGGAACGAUCUCUCUUUGCAUUCUUUAGUCUAUGACACACGUCGAGUAUGCGUGUCAUGCCAUCGUAUGUCCGAGCAAAGUUCUCACGCGUGACGAUUUCCUACCGGAUAUUGCCGAUCCUUGAUUUAGUCUGGGCUUCGAUUGCGCUCACGUCGAACUGUUUACUCUCUGCAACCACGUGGAAGUUCCUAAGACGCUGUUUUCUCAUGUUUCUUCUUACCUUUUUGUUACAUCCUCUGUUACAACCUGUGCUAUCUCUUGUCAUCGUUGACGUGUCAGUUUCAAUCUGCUUCGCCAGUCUUUCACAAUACAUAUAUAGUUGUACAGACGACACGAUUCUCCAACGAUCUCCUCCAGUUUUGUAUGGAUUGCGGUCCUCGACGUGGGUGCAAUCCGUAAUAAGCGUAAGCUUAUCGGGUAUUUUUACAUUCCAACGCUGCCUCGAUUCGGAUCGUCAUUUGAAAGAGCCACGAUCGUAUCUAGAUAUAUUAUUAUUAUUAUUAUUAUUAUUAUUAUUAUUAUUAUUAUUAUUAUUAUUAUUAUUAUUAUUAUUAUUAUUAUUAUUAUUAUCGUCAUUAUUAUUAUUGUCAUUAUUAUUAUUAUUGUAAUUAUUAUUAUUAUUAUUGUCAUUAUUAUUAUUAUUAUUAUUGUCAUUAUUAUUAUUAUCAUUAUUAUUAUUAUUAUUAUUAUACAUACUUGCAUAAAACGGAAACGUUUUAGACGUGUGUGCACUAUAAUACGAUAAUUUAUUGUUUUGUAUUUUAGAGUAUAGAAGAAAGAAAAUAAAACUUACUAAUUAUUAUUAUUAUUAUUAUUAUUAUAAUUAUUAAUUAUAUAUGAUUAUAUAUAUUAUAAUAUUUCUUUAUAUAUAUAUAUAUAUAUAUAUUAUAUGUAUAUAUAUGCAGCUUAUGUCUGUAACAUGAAAUAUUGAAAUUGUAACAUAUGCUGUUACAAAACCGGUGAACGAAUAGUGCGCUCGAUAUAUCAAGAAUCAUCGAUUCAUACAUACUGUUGAAAAAUAAACUGAAAUGCGAAAGAGGAUUUCUUAUUAAGGACGAUUUUUACUUUUGGUAUACAGCGAAUUCCGUGGAAUUUUUCACAUAACUCGUUUAUUAAUAUUUUGUCGACUUUACUUGAUAGCGUUCGUUUCGUUCGAUAACAAUUUCUCAUUACGUGAUCGCAUAAUAGCGAACAGUAUAAGUAAUACGAUAGUAUAUCGAUAAUGUACUAAAAUUUACUAAUUAAUGAAAAUUUUCAGUUUUUUCCUUUGAAUUCAAUGCAUUAUGAGAUGUAAGAUGUUAAAAAAAGAAAAAGAAAAAAACAUUCAAGAGAUACGAUGCUGUCAAUGUAUAGUUUAUCAUUUAAACCUAGAUAUAUAAGAAUUAAUUGAUCAGUGACAGGACUAUGAUAAGAACCUUACCGUCGUUGUUAGUAAUUCACAAAACACUUUUUAUGAUUUGAGCUGAAGGAUGUAAGAAAAUAACAGGAUUUUUUAACGAAAAAAUCCAUAUUUUAGUUUUCUAGAUUUUGAAUUUUACUAAUUUUCUACUUUUAAAUAGAUAAAAAAAAAAAUGAUAUGAAUUGUGAUCGAUCUAAAUUUAUGGCAAUAAAGAAUCCAAAUUUUUAUAUAUUUUAUUCCUCUAUCGGUAAGUUAAGAAAGAAUUUUUAAAAAUAUAAAUAUAUAUUUUAUAAUAUAUAUCGAAGGAAUCUUGGUGCAUUAUUCGAAAAAUCUAUAAAUAAACGUUUAUUUAUAUUUUUCUUUUGUAAGAUAUUUCGAAAGAUUUGUUCUUUCUAGAUUGUAAUUCGAUUUUAAGAUUUUAGAUGAGUGAAAAAGGUUUAUCUUCUUAGUGUCCUUCAGUUUUAGUCAUCUACAUAAAUUACUAUAGUACUCUAGAAAUCGUAAGGAAUGAUCACACUUACUUCGAUAAUAUAAUUACGAUAAUAUUAAAAAAUUAUUAAACAUAUUUCUAUUUUUGCGUGAAUGCUUACGAUUGUUAGUUGUUGGUUAUUGUUAUCUAUUUGAUGAGAGUUUUUAAUGUUAUGCAUACCAUGAGAAAAAAGAAACACAUUAUUAAAUUCCCGAUUUUUUUUUUUAAUAUUACUGGAGUUGCUAUUCAUUUCAAACGCCUGUUAUAUCUAAUUGUUUCUUUUUCUUUUUCUAUAAUUCUCUCGUGCGACACACAAACACAGGAUAAACUUUUCUCAUAGUUACUCGAUCCAAUUUCGACGAUUUCAAAUAAUUUCCAAGAAUAAAUUCAAACCAAAUCACUUAUAUUUAUAUGUUUUGUAUAAGAUAGUAAGAAAAUCGUAUUACAAUCUCUGUAAUGUCAAUUUUCUUGGUGUUUUAUAAUCCAGGAUGUAACGUUCUGUUUCUUUACAUCCAUACUGGAAAUAUACAUCUCGACCAAAAUUACCUCUGAAUGAAACGCGUUUUGCGGUCACCUCAUCUAAUUCCUCGAUACGUGUAAUAAUAGUAAUAAUAAAUAGUAAUAAUAAAAGAAGAUAAGCAAGUGAAAGACCAUUAGGAUUGGCGGGCGUGAAUGAAGCUACCUGUGAAUGAAGUUUCAUAUAAAUAUAUAAAUGUUAAAAUGAUGAUAUCUAUACAUACGUAUAAUAAUAUAUGAACAUAUAAACAGAACUCUUUCACAAAUAAUAAUUGAGAACCUCAGUAGCGGUCAGUAGAAUAACAAAGAUAAUGGCAGAAUUUUUAAUGUCCUAUGAUUAGACGUAUUAAAGGUAAGAGAUUCGACACGGUGAAUCUUGGAAUGUAUCGGAGCAAAAAAUCUAUCAAAUAAUAGCAUGCUUCUCUAAUGAAGUGCUAUACGCAAAUCGUGUACAUGAUUGUAAUCAAUGUAAACACUCGAUGCUUUUGCCAUACUUCUUUGAACUAUUAUAGAAAUCGUACGAUGCUCAAAUUGUAUGUAGUGAUGUUUUACUUAGUAACAGUGUCCUAGAACGAACGAAUGCGGUGCGUUGAAAACCUUCUGUACCAUCAUGAAUAUUAAAAUAAUUGGAGAAUAAAUCCUUACGUUAAAUUAAGUAUGUAUAUUUUUCGUCGUCAUUUGGUACUUAGGAAUACUUUCUAUGUACCUAAUUGUUUAGAUGGUCAACGAUAUACGUCCAUGCUCUGUAUUUUAUAUUUUUAUAUUUUUCUUAUACUAAAAUCAAGAUGGAUGUUAUUAUUAAAAAUUAGAAUUUUAGAAUAUCAAAUCAUGUUAUAUUAUGAUAGUAUCAAAGAGGUUCCACACGCACCCAUUCUGCAUAGACCAGUACAAAUAAGUUUAAUACUAAUAGUAAUAACGAAUAAAAUAAUUGUUUGACCUUACUGAAUCGUAAGGUGCAUCCCACUUAAAAAAGUAGCAGGUGUCCUACUAAAUACUGUACCUUUGACGAACUAAACUAAAAAGCCAGAGUACUAAAAGCAAAUCCUUCUGUGUGUAUAAAUGUCAGAAACUUUCGUGUAUCAAUAUGAAUGCUAUAUAUUAAUAACAAAUUAACUUACACAACUGCCAUUGUGAUUAACUAUUUUUUGGAACAUUAGCAUGAUCCGAUAUUUCAUGUUUCAUCUUUCUUCCUUUAAAUUGAAACAAUGAGAAAAAAAGGAACGAUUCUUAUGAAAUUGUCGUACCAUUUUAUUAAGUGGAUUUUUAUAAUUUGAAUGUACAUCGUGGAAUUAUGCGCAAAAUUUGUAAUGUUAAGAAGGUUAGUGAACAAAACAUUUAUUCCACAUAUAAUAUCUAACAUAAUAACAUAAUAUCUAACAUCUAACAUAAUAUUCCACUUGAGAAAUCAUUAUUGUAUUAACAGCUUAAAGGUACUUGUGAAUAACAAUUUUUAUUUCUAUAUGGCUAACACAAUUUAUUAUAACGAGAUCAAGCAUGUCAAAUUGUAUCACAUUAUUUUCAAUACAUUGUUUGAAAUUGAGAUACUAAUUCAUCUUAGUGCUUAGUAACUAAUGGCACUAUGGUUGUGCUCGAUAAUUAAAGCAAUGUCUAUAUGUGCAUAUUUAUGAACGACGAAUGCGUACGUACAUAAAUAUAUAAUUGUACGUACGUAUAUUUUUUGGAGUUCAAUUUUACUAUCUUUAAGCUGUAAAUGUCAGUUUUCGACUUACUCUGAAGCGAUAAAUUAAUUCGUAUAUACCUAUUGAACGUUCAUUUACUAAACGUACGUGUAUGUAUAUGUAUACAUUUACGGCUGUGUACAUACGUACAUACAUAUGAAUUAUUAUUACAUUAUUAAAAUACGCUUUUCUAUGUGUUAACAUAACACUUUUUCAGGUAAUGGCACAUGAAAACGUAUUUGGAAUGUGAAGAGUUCUAUAUUGGAUCGGUAACUGUUUUAUAACGAACGAGAGUAAUAUAUUCAUAAAAGAAUAUGCGUAAUAAAUAUGAUGACGAUAACGAUGGGUAUACAAAUUAUAUAAAUAUAGAAAACAAAGAGUGCAAGAGAGAAUGCGAUAGUGAGAGCGAGGUUGUUAAUGGAAGAUACGCGAACAAGUCAUAUUAUGAAUAUACUUGUAAAACAGUAUGGCUAAUAACAGUCCUUUAGUAAAAAAAUAUAAUGUAUGGUCUUGCGCCAAGAGAUAAAUCGUCUAUUCUGACUUGUCUAAAUAUAAUAUUUUUAUGAAGCAAAUUAAUAA